AUGGUGAUUGUGUGGGUGUUAGUGAGGAGAAUGCGAAAGAGAUGGAUGGAUGGACGUGUCGAGAUUGCAUCCAGGAAACAAAAAGAGCACGUCAGGAGCAGGAGCUCUACUGCACGUGUCGUACCCCUUACAAUGAUAACGAGUAAGUUCUACGUUGGCUGCGAAAGCUGUGAGGGUUGGUUCCAUCCGAAGUGCGUAGGAAUCACACAAGAAGAAGCUGAAGCUAUGGACGAGUAUGUAUGUCCUUCGUGCACUGAAGCACAGACGACCCAAGGCUAUGAAUCAGCCACCAGCUCGGCGAGUAGUACUCAUGCCACUCUUUGUCGAGCUGACUAUCCUCUUGUGUGGCGUCUUCUCGAGUGCGUCGCUGAUCACCGUAUGUCGUGGCCGUUCCGUCAGCCAGUUGACCUUGAAGAGUUUCCCAAUUACUUGGACGUGGUGGAGAACCCGAUUGACCUUUCAAUCAUCCAACAACGACUGGAAAAUCUCGAAUACCAACGUUUGAAAGACUUCACGCGAGAUAUGUCCCGAUUGUUUGAAAACGCCAGGAUUUUCUAUCCGCGGGAUAGCAACGUCUAUCACUGUGCAGAUACAUUGGAGAAGAUAUUUGAGCAUGCGUUGGCUGAGGUCAGAACAGAAAUUGACGCACGUGUGAAUGGAAGAAAGGUAGCCAUCGUUUCUGUUAUUUUCUGUGUU
Messenger RNA from Ostertagia ostertagi, 696 nucleotides. Lineage: Eukaryota; Metazoa; Nematoda; Chromadorea; Rhabditida; Trichostrongylidae. The record is from the annotation of a GenBank genome assembly.